This is a messenger RNA of Sphenostylis stenocarpa, 1227 nucleotides long. The record is from the annotation of a GenBank genome assembly. NCBI's taxonomy places the organism in Eukaryota, Viridiplantae, Streptophyta, Magnoliopsida, Fabales, Fabaceae.
AUGGCGUCGUGGUGGUGCUCCUCUCCCUCCGCCACGCUCGCCGUCGCCACCACCACUAACACCAACACCGCCUUCCACCACUCCUUCACUUCCCAAUUUCGCAUCCGAACCCUCACAUUCCCAACUUCCUCCUGUCCCCAUUUCACCGCCGCUCAACCUUCGCUUCGAUUUAGGGUCCCAUGCUCCAACAGAACCGCCUUGCCGGAUUCUGUGCCACCGCCGGACGCUGUGGAUUGCUUGGGAACCGGACAAGAUGUGGAGUGCCUGGUGAACACGGAAGAGAAAGAAUUGGAACCGCUUUCAUCGUCAUCGUCCAUGCCGUGUCUCGCAGAAGCGCUGUGGGAAUGGACGGUGCUGGUGUCACCGUUCUUCUUCUGGGGCACGUCCAUGGUGGCGAUGAAGGAGGUGCUUCCCAAAUAUGGACCGUUCUUCGUUUCCGCUUUUCGCCUCAUUCCGGCGGGGUUUCUUCUCGUGGGUUUCGCGGCUUCAAGAGGGAGGUCCCUUCCUUCUGGCUUCAACGCUUGGCUUUCCAUCACACUAUUCGCUCUCGUUGAUGCCACGUGCUUUCAGGGUUUUCUUGCAGAAGGGUUGCAAAGGACUUCAGCUGGUUUAGGAAGCGUUAUAAUUGAUUCGCAGCCUUUGACUGUGGCUGUACUUGCCGCUUUGUUAUUUGAUGAGUCAAUUGGAGUUGUUGGAGCUGCUGGGCUUGUACUUGGUGUCAUUGGACUUGUACUGCUCGAGCUACCCGCCCUAUCAUUUGAUGAAAGCAACUUCUCACUGUGGGGUAAUGGUGAGUGGUGGAUGCUUCUUGCAGCUCAGAGUAUGGCAGUUGGCACAGUCAUGGUCCGGUGGGUCUCCAAGUACUCCGAUCCUGUCAUGGCUACUGGAUGGCAUAUGAUUAUUGGUGGUCUCCCACUUCUGCUAUUCUCAAUUCUUAACAAUGACCCCGUGGUGAGUGGGAGUCUCAAAGAGUACAGUUCAACUGAUGUAUUGGCACUCCUCUAUACAUCGAUUUUUGGAAGCGCCGUCAGCUAUGGCGUGUUCUUUUAUAGUGCAACUAAAGGUAGCUUGACCAAGCUCAGUUCACUUACGUUUUUAACUCCAAUGUUUGCUUCAAUUUUUGGGUUUCUCUAUCUUGGCGAGACCUUCUCUCCUGUACAACUAGUUGGGGCCUUGAUUACUGUGGCUGGAAUAUACAUGGUUAACUUCAGAAACACUGCUGAAUGA